Messenger RNA from Polyodon spathula (Mississippi paddlefish), 1763 nucleotides. RefSeq names its product MAP kinase-activated protein kinase 3-like. The record is from RefSeq and is a predicted model, not a curated record. Gene Ontology annotation, biological process: peptidyl-serine phosphorylation; protein autophosphorylation; intracellular signal transduction. NCBI's taxonomy places the organism in Eukaryota, Metazoa, Chordata, Actinopteri, Acipenseriformes, Polyodontidae. Bases 586 to 1761 code for a protein of 391 amino acids. Gene Ontology annotation, cellular component: nucleus; cytoplasm. The transcript is spliced from 10 exons. Gene Ontology annotation, molecular function: calcium-dependent protein serine/threonine kinase activity; calmodulin binding; mitogen-activated protein kinase binding.
UGCCCUCCUGAAACUGAACCCGAGCGGCACGGAGUCACCGCUGCCCUCCUGAAACUGAACCCGAGCGGCACGGAGUCGCUGCUUGUCUUUAGCUGUGAAUGUUUUCUUAAAAUAUUAGUUUUUUAGGCACACUUGGAAAUUCUGUUGCCAGCUUCAAAUGGUUAUGCUUUGCUUCCUAUGAACGGAGCAAGGGGAGCUGGAUCUGGGGGAUUCAACCUAGUGGGCUUUCAGCUAAUUAUAUAUAUAUACAAAGAAACAACAAACUUUGUUCUUUUUUUUUUUUUUAGUGUGGGAACAAAGCAGUUUUGUGGUUACUAAAGGUACUUAAUAAUUUACUAAAAAGAAAAGAAAGAAGUUGGAGCCAUCAGUAAAAGUUUUGUAUCUGGAUCCUUGGCUUCGUUGAUGUAGACGCUUACACACAGGACUUUGGCAGUAUAUAGUUCUGCUUUUUAAGUUUUGGAUUUCUGAACUUGGUCACCUGUACUCUACGGGAUUAUCUCUCCUGCCUGCCCUUUUCAUCUUUCCCAAAUUAAAUUUGCCCGGGGUUAUCCCGUGACACUGUGACCGGGUCUCACGAACGCAACCAUGCUGCGCAAUGGAAAUGCACAAGAAAACCCGACCCAGACCGAAGCAGGUGGAAAAGCCCUCGCAGAGCCCGCGACCAGCCCCACGCAUUUCCCACUCCACACCUACCCCAAACUGGAGAUCAAAAAGAACGCUGUCACUGACGACUUCAGAGUGUCCAGCCAGGUCCUGGGGCUGGGCAUCAAUGGCAAAGUGCUGGAGUGCUACUGCAAGAAAACCGGCGAGAAGUGCGCGCUGAAGAUCCUGCACGACAGCCCGAAGGCUCGGCGCGAGGUGGAGCUGCACUGGAGGGUGUCCGGCGGGCCCCACGUGGUGAGGAUCAUCAGCCUGUACGAGAACAUGCACCACGGCAACAAGUGCCUCCUCAUCGUCAUGGAGUGCAUGGAGGGAGGGGAACUGUUCAGCAGGAUCCAGGCUCGGGGAGACCAAGCGUUCACUGAAAGGGAGGCAUCGGAAAUCAUGCGAGAUAUCGGCACGGCUAUCGAGUACCUGCACCUGAUGAACAUUGCUCACCGAGACGUGAAGCCUGAGAACCUGCUGUACACGGUGAAGGAACGGAACGCUGUUCUCAAGCUCACAGACUUCGGCUUUGCGAAAGAGACCACGACGCACAACUCGCUGCAGACACCCUGCUUCACUCCCUAUUACGUGGCUCCGGAGGUGCUGGGCCCCGAGAAGUACGACAAGUCCUGUGACAUGUGGUCUCUGGGGGUCAUCAUGUACAUCCUUCUGUGUGGAUUCCCUCCCUUCUACUCCAACACGGGCCAGGCCAUUUCUCCCGGGAUGAAGAGGCGGAUCCGCAUGGGCCAGUACGAGUUUCCCAACCCAGAGUGGGCGGAAGUCUCAGAGGAAGCGAAGCAGCUGAUUCACCAGUUGUUGAAGACAGACCCCAGCGAGAGAAUGACAAUCUCACAGUUCAUGAACCACCCCUGGAUCAAACAGUCAAUGGUGGUGCCGCCGACGCCCCUGCACACAACGAGGGUCCUGCAGGAGGACAAGGAGAUGUGGGACGAGGUCAAGGAGGAGAUGACCAAUGCUUUGGCCACGAUGCGCGUCGACUACGAUCAGGUCAAGAUCAAGGACCUGGACACCUCCAGCAACCCGCUGCUCAACAAGCGGCGAAAGAAAGCAGCAGGGGGCAGGGGGGGCGUGCCCACAGUGUGCAACAGCCAGUGAAG